CCGCGAUGCCAUGCUCGGCGUAACACAAAAACAUGGUGGAACUUCGAGGCCGAAACCUAGAACCCGAAAACGUACGAAGCAGCGCCGCGCGCACACAGCGUGUGCACGCCGCUUCGCACUCGCUCGUGCAUUUCAGUAACCGACCGUAUGUUGUCGGGAGAGCGUGUUCCGCUGGCAGUAUGCGUCGCGCGGAUUGAUCACAUAAACACGCAUCAACCACACUCACUCCCUCGGCUCCGUGUGGUGUCUGCAUUUGAAUUCGGUUGUAUGCAGAGACUUUCUGGUCGUGUUUGCAGCCGGUCGAAACGUGCCCGCAUCGCGCCGUCUGCGCACGGAUUUCCAUCUGGAGCGCCGCUUUCGUCACGUUGGCGACAGUGACCGAUUUAUUCUCGAGGAUUUUUAUCGCAGUGCAUUAAUGAAAAACAUCGGGAGCGCUUGAAAACUUGGACUAUCAUUCGCUCUACCAGUAAGCAACACACUGGGCAGGAUAGGAAAUAAAUAUAAUGCGUCCCACAGACGCAGGCAUGCACAGAGACAUAAGUUGCGGCACGCAGCGACAAAUGAACUUUGAAGUAUCAGUGUAAUGUGCCGUAGAUGUGCGUCGCGUUAACCUCAAUCUUUUUCUGUUGAUUCAACGCGGCAACGCUCGAUAGCUGCGAGCGUUGAAAAACUUAUUUUCAAAAAUUUCCCACUGUUUAUUUUUACCAGCAAGUCAGUGACAACGCACAGUUAACAACAAACACUAAAACAAAGAAAUCUAAUUAACAAAUGCACACAAAUGCAAUGCGUGUUGUAUCUUUCCGCAUAAUUCGAAAUUUAAACACCAGCCGUUGAGCAGUAACGGUUCGUGCGUGCGCGCUGUAUAUGUGCAUGUGUCAGUGUGUGCGAAGGAACAGCAAGAAACAGAAACAAAGUUUCGUUAUUAUCGUCAUUGCUGAAUCAACUGUUUGCUGCGCGCGUGCUGCCCAAAAAUCGAGAUUACGAUGAUAGUUUUCCGUCAGCUGUGCAAUUCGUACAAACAGGAUAUCACCAUUGUGGUUUAAAUUAAUCGCCGGGAUUACGCGCAGCGAAGGAAAGAUGCGCGUCCACAAGAAGACCAAAGAGAGCGGUUUCUUCGAAGUCGAUUCGGACACCGACAUGGGCAAGGCAAUCAAAAGGACCAAAGUUUGUGAUAAGAUCGAGUACACGCCGGAGGAGCUCGAAACCCAUAUUCGGCCGACAUGCAAUUCAGAAAGAGUAAACCUUUCCGGUGCAGAAAGGGUCGACAUGUCUCAGUUCGACCUUCUCAAAGUACUAGGAACUGGCGCUUAUGGCAAAGUUUUCCUCGUGCGGAAACGCGGCGGCUCCGACAACGGUCGCCUCUACGCAAUGAAAGUCCUCAAAAAGGCUACCAUCGUGCAGAAGAAGAAGACGACCGAACACACCAAGACUGAGCGGCAGGUCCUCGAAGCCGUCCGUGAUAAUCCUUUCCUAGUUACCUUGCACUAUGCCUUCCAGACUGAUGCCAAACUUCAUUUAAUUUUAGAUUACGUAGCUGGAGGUGAACUAUUUACACACUUGUACCAAAGAGAGCAUUUCAAAGAGCACGAAGUGCGCAUCUACAUCGGCGAAAUUAUUUUGGCCCUCGAGCAUUUACACUCGUUGGGCAUUAUCUACAGGGAUAUUAAAUUAGAGAACAUACUAGUGGACGACUCCGGACACAUUGUGCUGACCGAUUUCGGACUGAGCAAGGAGUUGCCACGCGACUGCGAUGCAGCUGACCAAAGAGCGUAUUCCUUCUGCGGCACCAUCGAGUACAUGGCACCAGAAGUCGUCAAGGGUGGCACUCAAGGGCACGAUAUUGCUGUAGACUGGUGGUCUGUCGGUGUACUGACGUAUGAACUAUUGACUGGAGCUUCGCCGUUUACUGUCGAAGGCGAGCGAAAUACUCAACAAGAAAUAUCCAGGAGGAUAUUAAAGACAACACCUCCAAUUCCAGAUUCAUUGGGCAAACACGCAGCCGAUUUUAUCAGUAAACUCCUAGUCAAGGAUCCAAGAAAACGACUCGGUGGUGGCGAAGGUGAUGCCAAAGAAUUAAAGCGACACAGCUUCUUUAAAGGACUGGACUGGGAUGCCUUAGCACGUAAAGAGAUUCCUGCGCCGUUUGUGCCUGUAAUUAAGACGGAAUUAGAUGUAUCUAACUUCAGCGAGGAAUUCACUGCUUUGCCGGCAACUGACUCACCGGCAGUUAUUCCGGCUAAUUUUGAUAAGAUUUUUAAAGGAUACUCAUAUGUUGCUCCAUCAGUCCUCUUCUCAAAGAACGUGGUGUCCGAUGAUCUUCUACGUGCAACACCCCACGUGGAAGACAAGUCUAAGUUGAUGCAGUGUCAAUUGAACAAUUCGCCCUUUUUCAAGUCUUACGAUUUGGACUUAGAGGAGCAGAUUCUUGGGGAUGGCUCAUUCAGCGUGUGCAGAAGGUGCGUCCAAAAGAGUACUGGCAAAGAAUUUGCUGUAAAAAUAGUGAGCAGGAAAACAGACUGCACACAAGAAAUAAAUCUUUUGCGUGCUUGUCAAGGACAUCCUAAUAUAGUCAAUUUGCAUGAGGUUAUUAUCGAUGAAGGCCAUACGUAUUUGAUAUGCGAGCUUCUCAAAGGAGGUGAAUUGCUGGAUCGCAUCAGAAAGAAAUCGCAAUUCACGGAGAAGGAGGCGGCAAAUUUACUAAAGAAACUGGUCUCAGUCAUAGGUUUUAUGCAUUCAAGGCGAGUCGUGCAUAGAGAUUUGAAACCAGAAAACUUGUUGUUUACUUCAGAUGACGAUGAUGCCGAAAUUAAAGUCGUGGACUUUGGUUUCGCACGGUUGAAGCCAGAGCGUGAGCCGCUGCACACGCCUUGCUACACUUUGUAUUAUGCCGCUCCUGAGGUCCUUGAAGGCGACCCAUGCGGUUAUGACGAAAACUGUGAUAUGUGGAGCAUUGGCGUAAUUUUAUACACUAUGCUCUGCGGGCGUGCCCCUUUCCAUGCACGCUCGCGCGAUGAUAGUGCUGCCUCAGUUAUGGCGCGCAUCAAAGGUGGUGAAUUUAGUUUUGCAUCACCGGCAUGGGAUGACGUCUCUGAAGAAGCCAAAGCGGUUGUGCGCGGACUACUCACCGUCGAUCGGAAGAAACGCCUUCGCAUGAUCGACCUGAAUAAUAACGCCUGGGUACAAGGCACACAAAUGGUUCCACAAACGCCACUGAUGACACCAGACGUGCUUAGUACAAGUGGUUCAGCCGAGAAGAAUUUGCAAACCACUUUCAACGCGUUCCACAAAGCCGAGCGGGAAGGUUUCCGGUUACAGGACGUAUGCAGCGCCAAACUCGCACAACGCCGAAGAAACAAGAAGAGUUCCUCCGAUAAUAAUUCAUCGUCUAGUAGUUUCAGCAGCGAGGGUUCCUCGAAGUCCGGACCAACGACUCCUGUUACUUCUAGGCCCGCUUUAAGUUUGGACAUGAAAAAAGUUGAAGGUGGUUUAUUGCCAAAGGUCAGUUCAGCCUCAUCAGACAAGAAGGAAAACGUGUUUUGUUUUGGCAAUUAUCGUGUUAAGGAGUAUCUGCGAACAAUGAGUUCAUCGCCAGUAGAUCCGAACAAUUUAUCUCCUUCCAUUUCAUUGUCAAGCAGCACCACCGAAAGGACAGUUAGUAAUUUAGAUCAACAUGUGCGCGAAUCUACGAGCAGUAGUGGUAUUGUAGUGAGUGAUAAAAAUUCGAUUGAUACUAACGAUGGUAUCCCAAAACGUAAAAAACAGAGCCUUAAAAAAUAUGAAAAGACCAGACAGAGUGAACGUAUACGACGACAGAAUCGCAAAGAAAUUGAUAUGGAUCCUUUAGUGUUUAUGUCAUUACCAUACUAUAAUAGAAAACGCAAGAUGCACGACGAUGUUGAAAUACAAGUCAUUGAUCAUUCAACUGUGCAGCCUACUGCAUCAACGAGUUCUUUUGAGGAUGAACUAAGCGGUUGUUCGCAGGCAAAGAUUAGUAAACUAGUUGAUAAUACAGCUAGCAAUACAGCAAACUUAAUAAUCAGAAAGGCUCGUCGGCGUUAUAGGAAAAUGUAACAUAUUUAUACAUAGGUUUUAAAACAAUUUCCAUUAUUUUUCAUAAUGUAUCGAAUAGUAAAUAUUUUCAUAGUUAACAAUUAGUUAGGAAAUAAUUUGUUGUUUUGUUUUUAUUUUAAUUAUAAUUGGUAGAUAUAAGUGAGGAAAGAACUAAUGACCAAGAAGCGAAUCUCUUUACGUCAAACUGGAACUUGGUAAAAUUAAUGAAUCAUCCGAAUAAUUUGACGGAAUUGCUAUCAUAGAAUAUUUGUGUACUGGAUGUACUUGCCUUAAAUUGUUGGAAGAUUAGAAAUCAGUUAAAUAACACAGAAAAAUAAUAUAAAAAGAAAAAUACAAAUUUGUGAUGUUUAUGGAAUUGGUUUGCUGUCGAAAAGUUGUAUCUUCUGUAAAAUUGAAUUAUCUUUGUCUUCUGAUUAGCUACAUGAACUAAUUAGAAUACAAAACGAGCUGCCACUACAUUUCUGAUGAAAUGGAACCAUUUCAUAGUUUACUUACGAAUAUAAUUUAUAACGGACUUGUUAAGUUUAACUCAUUAAUUGUGGAUUUACACAAACCCAUGAACAUAAUCAUUAUUACUAAGUAAACCCAUGAAUGUUAAAAUAUUAAUAUUUUAAACAGAUGAUAAUGAUGGGCCUGGAUGAUUAAAUAGAUAUGUAUAUUUAAAUCAUAAUUAUGUAAUAGUAUUGUAGGCUAAUGAAAUUGCUAUGCUAUAUUGAACUUUAUUCAAGUGAUUGUGAUACAUUUAAAACCUAACAAAUCACUACUACACAAUAAUGUUAAAUGCUAAACAUGGAUAAAAUUGUUAUAAACGUAUAGAAAAUAUUUUUAACAAUGAUUCGGAUAAAUACCAAAUUUAAGAAAGCACUAAUUCUUUGUUAAAUCAAAGGUCGAAGGUGAAUCCAUUGGAACAAGUUGUAAAGUUAUAAAUGCGUAUAUAUUUAAGAAAUGGUUACCGAGUUCCAUUCAUUAGCAUAAUAAGAUAAACUAACAUGAUGAUAUAUGUAGACAAUUUUCAUUUCCUUAACUACCUAAGUUAAACUUCUGUUCUUUAUUAAAUUAUUUAGUUCUGUAUGUCAGAAUGUUAAAACACUGAAUUCUAGUGUGUACUCUUUGUUUGUGUAGUAUCUAAUUAUUACGCUUAGAAUCAUUGCAAAUUUUAGUUCACUUACUUUGGUAUUUGAUCUUAAAGUUAAAUUUUAAAACAUACUACAAACAAUUCUAAUGUUAUGUUGCGAAUCUAGUUAAUUAGAAUGAAGUGACAAUUCGUUGGUUUCUGGGAAUUGUUAUCAAAACUGAAUGAACCAAAAUUAAACCUAAUUAAAAUCAUCUUGUAUUAAUAUUUGUUAUUAGUUUAAAGGUACUGAAAAACCAUGAGACAAACUAAUUUAGUCAAAAUAAAAUGUAAAGAAAACCAGAGAGAACAAUACACAAAAAUAAUGCAUUUAUAUGUAUGAACAGCAACAUUUCUAUGUACAUUAUUAAAAUUUAACAUGACAACAAUAUUUUUGAACAGAGCAAAAAUGUAAAACAAGUGCACUUCAAGCAAGUCAUGAGGAAUAAACUUACUUAUAUACGAAA
This is a messenger RNA of Dalotia coriaria, 5649 nucleotides long. RefSeq names its product ribosomal protein S6 kinase alpha-5-like. NCBI's taxonomy places the organism in Eukaryota, Metazoa, Arthropoda, Insecta, Coleoptera, Staphylinidae. The record is from RefSeq and is a predicted model, not a curated record. The coding region runs from base 1078 to 4071 and encodes 997 amino acids. Gene Ontology annotation, biological process: regulation of DNA-templated transcription; peptidyl-serine phosphorylation. The transcript is spliced from 8 exons. Gene Ontology annotation, molecular function: protein serine/threonine kinase activity; ATP binding.